Colletotrichum siamense is the source of this 1074-nucleotide messenger RNA. RefSeq lists its product as uncharacterized. The record is from RefSeq and is a predicted model, not a curated record. Bases 1 to 1074 code for a protein of 357 amino acids. Lineage: Eukaryota; Fungi; Ascomycota; Sordariomycetes; Glomerellales; Glomerellaceae. The transcript has a single exon.
AUGUCGACACAAUCAUUCCCUCUAUUCCCCAAACUCCCCCAGGAGCUUCGAGACCAGAUCUGGAGCGACGCCGUCCGCCCCAUCAACCCAGGCCACGGCGGCGUUCACUUCUUCACCGUCUUCAACCCCACACAUGCCGACGAAAAGUUCAGGAAACAUCUCGUCGUCCAGCAGACGGGUUACGAUUCGUAUCGCGGCGAGUUCGCCCCUAUACUUGGCGCACCGACAUCGCAAGACAACAGAUCGCUGCCGUCGUGGACUGUUGGCAACUCGUCGACAUACGCAACCGAUUUUGGUCUCUGGACCGCCUGUAGAGACUCCUACAAAGCUAUCUACAGGGGAUACGACCGGCCCGGACGGGACUUGAUUCAGAGAAUCAGCCCCCUUGGAGGCUUUUAUAGCUGGCUCUCACAGAGAGAAGACGCCAAGGACUUGCCUGUGACAUUCUCUGCGGCAAAUGGUGACAGCAGCCCUGUGCACCUGACGGUUCUCCCGUUGCGCGACCUCUUUGUGCUCCGACGUUUCGAGGACGUAGGAAGUAUUUCCUACACUCUGCGGAAUGCGCCCUUCGCCUCCCCGGUAUUUGGAUACGACGGGGUCACUCACGUUGCGGUCGAGUUCGAUCCACAGUGGAGUGUGGAAGGAGUUACACAGUACAGGAACAACGCCGAAAUUACGAACGUGAGAUACUGGGCGUAUCAGGCACUCUCCCAGGCCAUCUGGAGCCAAAUAAGGUGGUUCCAGUACCUGUGGGUGGUGGACUACAGGUUACGCUUGAAGGCUGGUGUUUUUGACCCGGAGAAGCGAGCCGCACUUUGGGAGUCGGAUUUCGAAGAGCAAUUCGUCUUCGAGGGCCAAGGGUGCAGAUAUUACGCUGUGCCGAGGGAAAAUCCCCAAGACUUUUGUGAAUAUCGCGACGGCCUUGAACCGUCAAACCCCGUGUGGCGAGUCAAUGGUGCAUUGGACGGGUCAGCUAUCAUGUCCGGUGUUUGUCUUCGUUAUCCACAUCUGUACGGCGAAAGAUCUCUGCGGCCUCACGAGACGAUCGGGACGUUGGUUUGCGAAUAUAACUGA